AUGUACACCAGAAAACGCUAUAUCAGAACCACUGAGCAUCAGGACAACAGGAACACCAGUAACACUGACAACAGUAACACUGACAACAGGAACCCCAGUAACACUGACAACAGUUACCCCAGUUACACUGACAACAGCAACACCGACAACAGUAACACUGACAACAGUAACACUGACAACAGUUACACUGAGAACAGGAACACCAGUAACACUGACAACAGGAACACCAGUAACACUGACAACAGUAACACCGACAACAGUAACACUGACAACAGUAACACUGACAACAGUUACACUGAGAACAGGAACACCAGUAACACUGACAACAGGAACACCAGUAACACUGACAACAGUAACACCGACAACAGUAACACUGACAACAGUUACACUGAGAACAGGAACACUGAGAACAGUUACACUGACAACAGGAACACUGACAACAGGAACACCAGUAACACUGACAACAGGAACAACAGUAACACUGACAACAGGAACACCAGUAACACUGACAACAGGAACACCAGUAACACUGACAACAGGAACACCAGUAACACUGACAACAGGAACACUGACAACAGGAACACCAGUAACACUGACAACAUGGACAACAGUAACACUGACAACAGGAACAUUAGUUACACUGGCAACAGGAACAUCAGUAACACUGACAACAUGGACACCAGUAACACUGACAACAGGAACAUCAGUAACACUGACAACAGGAACACUGACAACAGGAACACCAGUAACACUGACAACCUGGACAACAGUAACACUGACAACAGGAACAUUAGUUACACUGGCAACAGGAACAACAGUAACACUGACAACAGGAACACCAGUAACACUGACAACAGGAACACCAGUAACACUGACAACAGGAACACUGACAACAGGAACACCAGUAACACUGACAACAGGAACACCAGUAACACUGACAACAGGAACACCAGUAACACUGACAACAGGAACAACAGUAACACUGACAACAGGAACACCAGUAACACUGACAACAGGAACACCAGUAACACUGACAACAGGAACACCAGUAACACUGACAACAGGAACACUGACAACAGGAACACCAGUAACACUGACAACAGGAACACUAGUAACACUGACAACAAAAACGCCAGUAACACUGACAACAGUAACACUGACAACAGUAACACUGACAACAAGAAUACCCGUAACACCGACAACAGUAACACUGACAAGAGAAACACUGAAAAACAAAUACAGAGACAUUCCGUUAGGGAUUUUUUCGCCAUUAACACACAUGCAGUCGCUGCAGCUCAUCCAAUUAUGUCGUGGAAUGCACGUGCUUCCCGCCUCGACUGUCCGACACGUUCACCCGGUAAUUUAAAACCUAUGAAAGUUUGCAUCUCAGAAAUAGUCGGGUGA
This is a messenger RNA of Pecten maximus, 1404 nucleotides long. Its product is annotated as GATA zinc finger domain-containing protein 14-like. The transcript is spliced from 3 exons. Lineage: Eukaryota; Metazoa; Mollusca; Bivalvia; Pectinida; Pectinidae. The coding region runs from base 1 to 1404 and encodes 467 amino acids. The record is from RefSeq and is a predicted model, not a curated record.